Messenger RNA from Guillardia theta CCMP2712, 5064 nucleotides. RefSeq lists its product as hypothetical. The record is from RefSeq and is a predicted model, not a curated record. The transcript is spliced from 12 exons. NCBI's taxonomy places the organism in Eukaryota, Cryptophyceae, Pyrenomonadales, Geminigeraceae. The coding region runs from base 1 to 5064 and encodes 1687 amino acids.
AUGCAUAACGAACGGCGCUUGAUGCUCCCUCGUCGUACUUGGAUGCUUGCAAGGACAUGGCCUUGGAUUUUCUUCCUGACUUCGUGUCAGUCUCAAGUACCAGUGCUACAGGAGAUGAACAAUCUGUGGGUAAGGAACGGUCAACUCUUGAAGGCUCGUCCUGGUCUCCCCCCCAUCCCAGCAGACAGCAACUUGUGGGAUCAAAGGACUUCCUUGUAUGACAUCUACGGGAAUUACCGCCUUGCUCCCAACUACACGGCAGAUAUCAGCUCGAAUGCCCCACAGGUCAUCAGCAAGUCUCAAUUCACUCCUCCCACCAACAACAUCAACGGCAAUGUUGAGGCUUCGUUCUGGUUCGGCCAAUCGCUGUCGGAUGGGAACUAUGCAUGGUCCGUUCCCGGCAAACCGUGGAUUCGGCAAUCCCUUCCUUACACGUGCAGUGACAACCCUUUCCAGGAAUGCUCCGGGACACAGUGCGCUUCGUCUACCUGCCCCAGAGGAAGGCAGGUUGGCUCCCCGACGUUCCUGCCGAAUGGUGGGAACUUCGAAGGAAACGUGCUUGUUCGGAUCGAGGUAGAGGGCACCAGGAUGAUGUCGAGCAAGCUCGCCUCGGCCGGAGUUAUCCCGAUCACUGGGUUUCAGAACGGGCUCUGCAAGAGGGCCUGCGAGGGCAAGUUGACGUAUCCGACCUGUAACAACCAGUUGUCGCCGUUCUCGGGAGUCUACGGGACGCAGCUCAUCGCAGGGUACUACCGGCCGUCCAGUCUGCAGAAUCCCUGCAAGUCAGACCAUCAUCACCUUGUCAAGUCGGGGUAUGAGUGCAGAUGCAACGUGGACCGGCUGUACUGCAACUCAGACGCCUACUGUCAAAUCGAGACAUCACAGUGCACAGACUACACGGGGAGGAAGUGCAGCAGCAAUGAGCAGUUCAACCUUGACAACCAGACAUGCGGCCCGCUGGAGUACGGCGGCUACUGCGCCUUCGGGACCUGGGCAGAGGGCCAAGACUGUAUCGACGACCUGACGCCCGUGUGGCCGGACUCUGACUUCCAGACAGUGACUGCAGCUUCACCGCAGCGAGUCAGCUCGGACUGUCGCAAUGUGGUAUGCUCUGACAACACUCAGUGCAUUCACGUGUACUACACGCUGGACGGGUCGACGCCCACGAGGAACUCGAGGCUGUACCAUGGGCCCUUCAUCCUCGACCUCAACCUGCCCAUCACGAGCAACGUGGUGGCAGAUCUUCCCUUUGCCUUCGUGACCAUCAAGGCGAUUGCAGUGCAGGAGGGCAACCUUGACAGCCCCAUCGCUAUCUCCAAGACCUUCUACAUCAAACGGACGGUGGUAUCAACUGGGAUAGGACGGGCCUGGUCGUGGGGAUACAACACAAGGGGGCAGCUGGGGUUGGGAGACGGGCUGUAUGGAGGAGACCCGAGGUUCCCCAACGACAUUCCAGGAGCUCCAGGGCUGCUGAUGCCCUCCUUCUGCUUCGAUACAGCGACACAGCAGCUGAUCCCGAACCUCAACUGCGACCCGAGCUUGUGGGUGUACACCUCCCCUCAGCCCAACAUGUUCAACGCUGACCUGCUGAAUCCUGCCAACCCGAUGAUCACCUACUUCGCUGCUGGGGCAUACCACAACGUUAUCGUCACCGCCAUGGGUAAGAUUAUGGCAUGGGGUUGGAACGGGUAUGGUCAGCUGGGCACAUACAUUAACCAGCCUACCUACGGCCUUCCUACGCAUCCAUCUGACAGCACGCAAAGGAAUCUACCCACGGCUGUCCACUUCAAUGACGCCAACCUUGCCUCGAAGAUGUUCGUGUACGCCAGUGCUGGCACAUUCCACAGGUCCUUGCCCUCCCAUUGCGACCUCUCCCCUCUGACUUUCACCCACGUCAGCGCCGCCAUGGACACGGACGGCAACGUCUACACGUGGGGGAACAACUACGAGGGGCAGCUCUGCUCCGGCGACCUCAAGAAUGUCGACUUUCCCAACCCGAUCAACGUGAAGCCUACUGAUGACAACGGGAACGCGAUCCCGGGGGCACGAUGGGUGCAGAUUGAGCUGGGAAGUGAGCAUACGAUCCUGCUGGCCAACACCGGGGAGGUGUAUGCGUGUGGAUCCAACAGGAUGUACCAGCUGGGUCGUCCUCGUUUCCAUCCUGACAUCAUCGUUGGGACUCAGUCAAGUUGUCCGACGGACAAGACCCCAGAGGGCUGUCCUACCCAGUUCAACAUCCGAUGGAUGCGUCCUAUCCGCGUGCUGGGAGGCUGGAGCUGCGUCGAUCUCGUCUGCAACGGGCCUCCGCUCCAGAGGGUGGUGAAGAUCUCAGCAGGGUCCUACCACUCGGUAGCUCUUACAGCUGAUGGAAAGAUCUUUGCGUGGGGGGACAACCGUAUGAACCAGCUGGGGUUGGGGCCGCUGGUGGAAAAGGCGAACCCUUGCUGUGCCGUCCAAGUUCCCUUUUACAUCGACAACGCCAGGGCGAAUCUGCAGCCGCAGCCUAACCCUCCUUCGUUCCCCUGGCAGGGUUACAAGGCCCUCGAUGUAGCAGCUGGAAGUCACUUCAACAUUGCGAUCAUCGUCAACGUCACGGGUGAAGGCUGUACCGGGGAUGGAGUGAGGAGCGGGUAUCAAUGCUUCUCCCAAGACCCUGUGAACGGGCUGGUCCUGCAAGACUGGGACAUCCCCAGGGACAUCGACAUCGUUGGCGACCAUCUUCGCACGAACCAGUUCAAUUUCUCGCUGGCCAUAAGCUGCGACUGCCAGGGAUCCUUCCACCUCCCCGGAGGCCUCGCCAACUGCGACCAAGGGCUCUACGUGGAGGUCCAGGAGCUUAGCAAUGGCUACUGCUACUACCCCAGGAGCAACUCGUCGUCACCCUGUCGCUACAAGCAGACAGGAACCUGUCCCGACGGGAGCCCCUGCGCCGGUCCAAUGGACUGCGGCAUGCAGCCCUGCUACCGGGUGAUCCACACAUGCUCGAGCUCCUGCCCCUGUGCAGACCGCUCGUGCCCCGCGCGUGUCGGAGAUCAGAUGCCGAAGCCAGGAGAGACAGUGACGCUCCUAGACAGCUGGUUCCGACGGGCAGUCAAGAAGCAGGAGACGUGCGGGUGCACGCCAGGGUACGCUACCGAGAGCUGUACUAACUGGCUGACCCUCGGCGUCAAGGGGGCGCUGCCUGACUGCUGCCUCAACACCAAGGCAGGAGCUCCCGUGCCCCCGGUGAAGAUGAACAAGCAGCAGUGGGACAACUUUAACCUCAACGCCGGCCUCCCCCAGGGAGUCUACGGGACCUGCCCACCUGGCACUGAGUGCAUCAACGCUGACCCCAGGGGCUGUGCGGCAGACAACUGUCGGUUUGCAGACGAGGCGACGCUGGGUGAACCCGACGACGGUCAUCCGCUGUACACGCUGGGGAACCGGCAGACAUGCAUGUGCUACAAGCCUGGGGUGUGCAUAGGAGGAGCCCAGCCGAUGAAGUCCUGCACGUUGCAGACGGGAAAUGUUGACUGUAUCGGGAACCCUCCCGGGUACUGCUCGUCAGGAGGAGGAAUGUACUGGCCAGAUGGAGCGAGCUCGCCUGUCUUCUGGGGGGACUGCACCUGUAGAAACGCUACCAAAUCAGAGUGGGAGCAGAGGUACCGAGGUCCCGGGAGUUUCCGCAGCUGCUCGCAAGUGCAGAACGCCUCUACCAACUGCCAGGAGGGUGUCUCCCUGUCAUUGACCUUCUGGAACAGCAACGUCUGCCCCUACCACAACAAGAAGCAGUGGUCCGGCGCAGACUGCCGGCUCGUCAAGAUCCCCCUCCCCAAGUUCGUCUUUGGCUGGGGAGACACCCGAGCUGGGCAGCUCGGCAAGUCGCUCAUCAGCUCCCCUCCCCUCGCCCCGCCCAACGAUCAGCCGCCCAACUUUCCUCGUCCUGUUGAGAUCCCCAGCCUCUCUCGGCUCGACCUCCUCAGUAUCUCAGCUGGAGACUACCAUGCUGGAGCACUGGUGGAUGCGAGGAUCUACGACUCGCGCGUGUGCAACCUGACGUAUGCGGACCCCAACAGCUGGGCUGUUCCUCCCGAGCUGGGGGGUAUGGGAAGGGACAUGCUGGGCAUUCCCUUCCGAUGCGACGGGCGGCUGGUGUACACAUGGGGCAGCAACACAGAGGGGGAGCUGGGGUUGGGGUACAUCACGCCAAGUCAAGCCAUCGACUGCAUCUCAGCAGGAAACGUUCACAUCCCUUGCGAGAACAUGGGAGGGUCGCUGACAGCACAGCUGGUGACGAGCCUGGUGGGUAAGAACGUUUCUCAGCUCAGCCUGGGGUUCAAGCACUCCGCUGCGCUGCUGGGUAGCUGUCCCGCGAGCUCGAAGGAUCGCUGCGAGAUCUGCUUUGGGAUCAAUCGGGAGUGUGUCGGCUGCUCGGGCAUCACCAACGACCCAACGGUCGAUGAUUGGUGCGGGGUCUGUGCCGGUGACAACUCCUCCUGCACCGGCUGCCUGGCAAGCUUCGAUUGCCAACAGAGCUCGCCAUGUCGCGACAAGCAGGGAGCAAACGUCUCCUGCGUGUCCUCGGAGGGCUACCACCCGUGUCACCAGGGGCGCAAGAAGGGGGUCCCCUGCUGCCUCGACCUCACGGGCAAGCCAGCGACGCCCUUCAACGCGAACCCACAGGAUCAGAAGAAUGGCAGCAGCUUCGGCGUGGACUCCUGGCGGGAUCGAACCCGGGCCAGCUCAAACUUCUGCGGGCUGCUCUACGAUGAAUGCGACGUGUGCGAUGGAGACCAUACAAGAUGUCUGGACUGCAUGGGGGUCAACCAGGGGAAGAUCGAUGAUGACUACUGCCAUGUCUGUGGGGGUCUGGCGACGAGCUGCGUCGGAUGUGAUGGGCGUCCUGAGCCCAACGAGAAGCUGCGGACCAAGUAUGACGCUUGUGAAAUGUGCAACGGAACCAACUCCACCUGCUCCCUCGUUCUCCUUGUCUUCAACGGCACUGAUCGCCUCUUCCCCUCCUCCUACCUCCUUGCUCUACUUCUCGGGAGCAUCCUGUGGAUCCUGGCAGAUGAAGGGAGGUGA